UGUCUGAUUAUUACCCGGUAGCAACCAUCUUGUUUAUUUUAUGCCACAGUGGCAAAGAAACAAUCCGUAGAUAAUUAAAUAAAUUUCUUACUUGAAAUAAAAAGAUAUAUUCUUUACUGUAAUUGACAAAACCAACAAUGUCUCACGGCGGUAGAAAUGAGUGUAGAAUUUACGUAGGCAAUUUACCACCAGACAUCAGAACUAAGGAUAUCCAAGACUUGUUUUAUAAAUUUGGUAAAGUUACUUUUGUUGACUUGAAAAAUCGACGUGGACCACCAUUUGCAUUCGUUGAAUUCGAUGAUCCAAGAGAUGCUGAAGAUGCAGUACAUGCACGAGAUGGAUAUGAUUAUGAUGGUUAUAGAUUAAGAGUUGAGUUUCCACGAGGUGGAGGACCAAGUAAUAACUUCCGUGGAGGCCGUGGAGGUGGUGAUAAUAAUCGAGGAGGUCGUGGAGAAAUGAGUAAUUCUCGGGGACGAGGUCCACCAGCUAGAAGAUCUCAAUAUCGAGUUCUUGUUACCGGUUUACCUCCUUCUGGAAGUUGGCAAGAUCUCAAAGAUCAUAUGAGAGAAGCAGGAGAUGUUUGCUUUGCAGAUGUCUAUAAAGAUGGCACAGGAGUUGUAGAAUUUUUACGUUAUGAAGACAUGAAAUAUGCUGUUAAAAAAUUAGAUGAUUCACGAUUUAGAUCACAUGAGGGAGAAGUUGCAUACAUCAGAGUAAAAGAGGAUCAUGCAAGCGGUGAACGAGGCCGCAGUGAAGAUCGUGAAAGAGGAAGAAGUCGUUCCCGAAGUUACAGUCCACGUCGUCGAGGUUCUCCCACAUAUUCACCACUACGACGCAAUUAUUCGCGAUCACGAUCACGUUCCAGGUCUCGUUCAUAUGACUAGUGUUAUGCUAAACUCUGUUGAAUAAAACAUUAAGAACGCGUAUUUUGGAUGGAGUUUAUUCGGAGAAAAUAAUAUUUAAAAAAAGGAUUAUUGCUUAAACGUCGACGGGAUUAAUCGGACGUAAGGAUACGUAAACAAGAGGAAAUUAAGGAUCAAAAUAUAAGAUAAAGGGAUGGAACGCGUCCAAUGUUAGCUGGAUUUUUUCGAGAUUUGUUUACAAGGCUAUUUGCAAGGAUUAAGAGUAAUCUUUUUUUUUUUAAGUAUUUUUUUUUGUUAUUUAUAUGAAUAUAUAUACAUAAAAUAACAAUACUCAUAA
Molecule: messenger RNA, 1200 nt
Organism: Chelonus insularis
Lineage: Eukaryota; Metazoa; Arthropoda; Insecta; Hymenoptera; Braconidae
Gene: SF2
Product: splicing factor 2
Exons: 5
Coding region: 138-884 (248 amino acids)
Cellular component (GO): nucleus; cytoplasm
Molecular function (GO): mRNA binding
Source: RefSeq, a predicted model, not a curated record